GAAAUGAUACAAUCUAUUGGACAGACAUGGGUUUCAACAAAAUUAGCAGAUCUAAACGAGACCAAACAUGGAAAGAAGACAUUGUUACAAAUGGUUUGGGAAGAGUUGAAGGCAUUGCAGUGGACUGGAUAGCAGGUAACAUAUAUUGGACGGAUCAUGGCUUCAACUUAAUUGAAGUUGCCAGGCUCAACGGCUCAUUCCGAUAUGUAAUUAUAUCCCAGGGUUUGGACCAGCCAAGAUCUGUUGCGGUACACCCAGAAAAAGGGUAUUUAUUUUGGACAGAGUGGGGACAGACUCCUUGCAUAGGCAAGGCACACUUAGAUGGGUCUGAGAAGGUUGUGCUUGUGAGCCUGGGGAUUGCAUGGCCUAAUGGGAUUUCCAUCGACUAUGAGGAAAAUAAAUUAUAUUGGUGUGAUGCUCGUACCGACAAGAUAGAAAGAAUUGACCUUGAGAGUGGAGGGAAUCGGGAGAUUGUGCUGUCAGGGAGCAAUGUGGAUAUGUUUUCAGUCGCGGUGUUUGGAGCUUACAUCUACUGGUCUGACAGAGCACAUGCAAAUGGCUCUAUUAGAAGAGGCCACAAGAAUGAGGCCACGGAUGCUGUGACCAUGAGGACUGGCCUUGGAAUAAACCUGAAGGAAGUGAAAGUCUUUAAUAGAGCACGAGAGAAAGGUACUAAUGUUUGUGCCAAGAAUAAUGGUGGAUGUCAUCAACUUUGCCUUUAUUGGGGAAAUGCACGGAGAACAUGUGCUUGUGCACAUGGCUAUCUUGCAGAAGAUGGAAUUACUUGCCUGAGACAUGAAGGUUACCUGUUGUACUCAGGAAGGACAAUAUUAAAAAGUAUACAUCUUUCAGAUGAAACCAACUUAAAUUCACCAGUAAGGCCAUAUGAAAAUCCAGAGUACUUCAAAAAUGUGAUAGCUCUUGCUUUUGACUAUAGUCUGAAAGGAAGAGGUACAAAUCGCAUAUUCUUCAGCGACGCACACUUUGGAAAUAUACAAGUUAUUAAUGACAACUGGGCUGGCAGAAAAGUGCUAAUUGAAAAUGUUGGGUCAGUGGAGGGACUUGCUUAUCAUAGAGCCUGGGACACUCUCUAUUGGACCAGUUCAACCACAUCCUCAAUCACAAGACACACUGUUGACCAGAGACGUCAAGGAGCUUUCAACCGGGAAGCAGUAAUAACAAUGUCUGAAGAUGAUCAUCCGCACGUGUUAGCUCUAGACGAAUGUCAAAACUUAAUGUUUUGGACUAACUGGAAUGAGCAGCUCCCAAGCAUCAUGAGAUCUACCCUCUCAGGCAAAAAUGCACAGGUUAUCAUUAGUACAGAUAUUCUGACACCAAAUGGACUUACCAUUGAUCAUAGGGCGGAGAAACUUUACUUUUCAGAUGGCAGCUUGGGAAAAAUUGAGAGGUGUGAAUAUGAUGGAUCACAAAGAUAUGUAAUUGUCAAAUCUGGACCAGGUACCUUUCUCAGCCUGGCUGUAUAUGAUGAUUAUAUCUUCUGGUCAGAUGGAGUGAGGAGAGCUAUUCUGCGUUCUAGUAAAUAUACAGGAGGAGAUACAAAAGUUCUUCGUUCUGAUAUCCCACAUCAGCCAAUGGGCAUUAUUGCUGUUGCCAACGAUACUAACAGUUGUGAGUUAUCUCCUUGUGCACAAAUGAAUGGAGGUUGUCAUGAUUUAUGCCUUCUGACUCCUGAUGGACGAGUGAACUGUUCAUGUCGAGGGGACAGAAUACUGAUAGAUGAUAACAGAUGUGUGACUAAAAAUUCCACUUGCAACAUUUAUUCUGAGUUUGAAUGUGGAAAUGGUGAAUGCAUUGAUUAUCAGCUGACUUGUGAUGGCAUUGCUCAUUGUAAGGACAAGUCUGAUGAGAAACUUUUCUACUGCGAAAAUAGAGGCUGUCGGAAGGGUUUCAAGCCAUGUUCUAAUCGUCGCUGUGUUUCAAGUAACAAAGUCUGUGAUGGUGCAAAUGACUGUGGUGACAACUCUGAUGAAUUUGACUGUAAAGAUUCAACGUGUGCUUCAACAGAAUUCCGUUGUGCAGAUGGGAUUUGCAUUGGUAAAUCAGCACAGUGCAACCAGAUCAUUGAUUGCGCAGAUGCUUCAGAUGAAAAGAACUGUAAUAAUACAAACUGUGCUUACUUCUAUAAACUUGGAGUAAAAUCUUCAGGAUUUAUUAGCUGUAAUUCAACUUCAAUUUGUAUACUGCCAGAAUGGAUAUGUGAUGGAUCUAAUGACUGUGGAGAUUAUACAGAUGAACUAAAAUGCCCAG
Messenger RNA from Fulmarus glacialis (Northern fulmar), 2268 nucleotides. RefSeq names its product low-density lipoprotein receptor-related protein 1B-like. The record is from RefSeq and is a predicted model, not a curated record. The annotation marks the transcript as partial. NCBI's taxonomy places the organism in Eukaryota, Metazoa, Chordata, Aves, Procellariiformes, Procellariidae. Gene Ontology annotation, molecular function: protein binding. The transcript is spliced from 14 exons.